UUCUCUUAAUUUUUUUCCCUCUUUACGCACCUGUUUGAGAAGUGAGAAACAUGAAAUGAUGAUCAAAAUCUUGUGAGAAUUGCAGUGUUCUGAAGCAUUAUAAAACGUGUAUGGUGCAAUGCGGCUAUAGGACACGUAGGUGAUUGAGAUUCGAGAAAGCGAAACGUGGUAUGAUUCUGAUUUCUGAGCAGAAUUUGGGUGUGUCGGAUUACGUGGCGGACUGUUAGGGGUUUACUGUUGGCCGGGAAGUGCUUUUUUGGGCUAAAUGAUUGACAAGUGGCGUUUAGGCAUAAAGAUGGUGACUGGAUCUAGAUCCAGGUCUUGGGUCGAGUCGGGUCAAUUUGAGUAUGAUAAGUACCACUGUACCGGAUCCCCACGCUAUAAGAGGCAACGGUAGCUUUUUAGGGUUCUAGACACAGAGACAAGGGACACAGACCAAUGGAUGGUGGUUCUCCGAGAGAGCUAACGGCAGAGGCUAUGCCAAUUUUCAGAGAGGGCGUGUAUCUGGUCCUCUCUCGCUGGUCGGCGCUCCGAAUGGCAGUCGAGAAUGAGUGGGGCGGCCGGGACUCGCACUACAAGGCCGACCAACUUGCUUCCGAUAUUAUCUCCUGGUUCACUCAGUCCAGAGAGCCGCUUUAUAUAGAUGAUUUAGAAAAUACGCUCGAUGAAGCUCUGCUGUCUCUCAAUACUGAGGCUGAGGAUGGCAGUAUUGAGGAAAUAGCCUUUAAACUGAUGACUAUGCAUGAAGAAUGUUUAGAAGGGAAUUUUCAGUCUAUUGAAGGGCUGAGGCAAGCCAGUUGUCAGGAAGUUGCAGUUAAUCAUGUCAGACAGGUUGUGAAUGACGAUGACGAUGACAGCGAAAAUGAUAUUGGUGCAAACGACGCCAAUGAGAAUGAAGAUUCAUCAAAUAUGAUACUGGUGGAUGCACCAGAUUCAAGUUCGAAAUUGAAUCCAGUAGAGAUGCCAGUCGAUGACUCUGGACCCAAGGUGGCUUCUGAAACAGAUGGAUGGGUCACAGUUUCACGGAGACGAAAUAGGGGAAAAUGAAACAAUGUGGUUGCAUCUGUCGAUUAUGGUAAAAAGAAAAGAAAAUUUUGACCACCUUUGUGAAGGUAUCGGUGGUAUCACCAUACAGUGACAGUUUCGUGCACGUUGAUGGGUGCGAGUAGUUUCGCUUUCGAGUAACCUUUUUCUUUUCUUUUCUCUUUCAUGGAUUGCACAUGUUUUAAAAAAGGUUCCAUAUUUCUAUGAUCUAUAUGUAGAUGGUCAACAACUGCUGCUUAAUGGUGUGCCUAAACGUACCCAAGGCUCUCUGAACUUGCCGAGGAAAUAAGCAUUUUUUAGAGUAAUAGAGUUUAUGAUCUUCAUUAUAUGUACUAAAUAUAGUAAGUAGUCAGUGUGGGAUUUAGAAUCCUUGACUACUUCCAUUUUCGUAAAUAUUCGAAGACUUUCAGUUGGCGACCUCUGCACUAACUCCAGCUUUUUUAGAUCUCCCUUAUGCAGCUUAGGUGCACCUUGCAAGUAGUCAACAUGAGAAAUAAUUCAACUACUUUUAUAACUUGGGCCGUUUUCAGAAGGGGAUUGUGUUUAGUGUUCUAAUAAUGGGGGACUGGGUGUUAUAUGUUUGUGGGACGGUGCAUGCUGUUGUAGUGCACCGCUUGUAAAACAAGAAGGGGUUCUGGAGGAACUUGAUACUCAUUUUUUUCCAAGGCAAUUAAUAUUCAUUAUUAAAGUCGGGAUUUAGUUUUAA
Messenger RNA from Carya illinoinensis, 1750 nucleotides. RefSeq names its product pre-rRNA-processing protein TSR2-like. NCBI's taxonomy places the organism in Eukaryota, Viridiplantae, Streptophyta, Magnoliopsida, Fagales, Juglandaceae. Gene Ontology annotation, cellular component: nucleus. The record is from RefSeq and is a predicted model, not a curated record. The transcript is spliced from 5 exons. Bases 439 to 1047 code for a protein of 202 amino acids. Gene Ontology annotation, biological process: maturation of SSU-rRNA from tricistronic rRNA transcript (SSU-rRNA, 5.8S rRNA, LSU-rRNA).